Helianthus annuus (common sunflower) is the source of this 915-nucleotide messenger RNA. RefSeq lists its product as uncharacterized. NCBI's taxonomy places the organism in Eukaryota, Viridiplantae, Streptophyta, Magnoliopsida, Asterales, Asteraceae. The record is from RefSeq and is a predicted model, not a curated record. The transcript has a single exon. Bases 1 to 915 code for a protein of 304 amino acids.
AUGAAUUCGAACACAUACCACACCGGGUUACCAAACCACCCGAAUUUUAGAUAUAGGAACCCGUCAAAUCAAUUUAACCCGAACUUUCAAGGAAACCAAGGAAAUUAUGCUCCUCACCAACAAUUUAAUAAUCAAGGUUUCCAAAGGCAAUUCCAACAACCAGGUAAUGAACAAAGUGGGUUUUUGGGUCAAGGUUCCUCGGGUGGAAAUGAGGUCAUGGAGAUGUUGAAAGCGAUGCAAAUGGAGAUGCAACGAAGAAAUCAGCUGGAUGAGGUUCGUAUGCAAAAACAUGAAAUCCGUGACAAAGCUAUUCAAUCGUUGACCACUCAAAUGGGUCAACUUGCGAGUGAAGUAGCAAUACUGAAGAAAGCAAAAGGCCAGCUACCGAGUGACACGGUGACAAAUCCCAAGAACAUAAAAAGCGUUAAUAUCAAUGUGGUAAGCACCGUUCCUAGUACCGAAUUUAAUGAAAAAUUUCUAACCUCUUCGUGUCAAAUAAAUACAGGUAUAGGGAAGGACACCGAUGGUGAGAAUGAUAAAGAACAUGGAGCACCAAUCGUGCUUAUCCGUGUGGGAAAAUUAAAAACCCCUCACGCAUUGUUGGACUACGGGGCGAGCAUGAGUGUAUUACAUGGUGAUCUAUAUGACAUGUAUGAUUUUGGUCCGCUCGAAGAUAUAGACACCAUGGUGAGUUUGGCGGAUAAGAGUUGGAGGCGUCCGCGAGGAGUGGUUAGGAAUGUCAUGAUUCGGUUGGGAGAAUUCAACUAUCCGGUGGAUUUUCUGGUCUUAGAUUAUGCCUCUACCAAAUUGGCAUCACAACAAAGGGUAAUUUUAGGUCGACCGUUUCUUUAUAUAGUAAAUGCUCAAAUCAACUGUAGAGACAGGGGUUAUUACUAUGACCGAAAAGAACCGUAA